Messenger RNA from Symbiodinium sp. CCMP2592, 1290 nucleotides. NCBI's taxonomy places the organism in Eukaryota, Dinophyceae, Suessiales, Symbiodiniaceae. The record is from the annotation of a GenBank genome assembly.
AUGCUUGCAUGUGCAUUCGACGGAUGUCGCAGCCUGCGGCCAUAUGCCGCUAGGCCCUACGCAGAACCGGCCCAGCAGUUUUUCAGCUUCAAGUAUGGGUUUUGCGAAACGCAUCGCUUGAAUUGCACAAGCAGACGGCAGCUGCAUCACGUCGUGUUUCCGUGGACGGAGUUCGAGCACAUUCCGAAGCAAGGGGCUAGGGUGGCUGACUUGUAUGCUGGACAUCCGCUCUCUGGGAUGAGCCCGUACAAGCGAGGCAUGCUCCUGCAAGGCCUGUGCAAGCGCGUGCUUACCAGCACUUACCCGCAUCUGCAGCUGGAGGAGCCAGUAACUGGAACCUGUGUGAACGGCAGGCGAAGAUCAACACAACAGGCCUCUUGGGACUGGACGCUUGGGGGCAGGAAGGUCGAAUGCAAGAGCUGCAGGUUGUCCUGGGUAGCGCACUUGAACACUUGGUGUGUGCGCUUUGCUUCGGUGAAAUUUGCCGAACCUGACAGUCGCAGCCAUGCACUCUUUGACGACCUUUAUCUUGUGGUGGAUACUCCAGAUUCUGUUCACAUUCUGAAGCAUGACCUUCGAACCGGACUUACCAGGCACGGUGCUGCAACAAGUGCCUGCGGGCACAGCAUCAAAGUCAUUGGUAGCACAGGUACAUCUGACUGGCGAUCAGCCUGGAACAUCAUUUCGCACAAGCUGUGUGAGGCAAAGGGAAGCUGCGAGAAGGUUGAAAAAAUCUUGUUGACAGAUCCACGCUUGUUGUCUGCCGUAUGCAAGGAAGAGGAGGACAGUGCGUGUCGUCUGUAUGGUUGCGACCCGCUCAGUGACUUGAGCCCAUCUGCACGGGGCAUUUUUUUGGAACAAGUUGGUUUCGAGAUCGAUCAGAAGCUCAAUCCAACUAGCACAUUCAUCAGACAAGGGGAACGUCUCCCUGUUGACUGGAUCAGGGGCUCUGUUCGAGUGGAGCUGAAGCAUGCCAGACUAGUGAGGAUGAAGGCUGGAUUAUGGCGUUGCUGCUUCAGCAACAUAAAAUGUGCAGCCGAUGGAUUGCGCGAGGCGAAUGCAUUUGAUGAGCUGUGGCUUGCGCUAUACAGCCCGCUUGGCAUUGAUUUCUUUCGAAGCUGCGGCCAUCUUCGCUACACAUCGGUCGGGGCACGGGGAAAGGCAUUGGGUAACGACCUGGAUCUACGUCGUGCCCCUGGCCAAGCCACGGAGGUCGGCGAAGCGCUGCGCACCUUUCACCGGCAGCUGGAGCAGGCGGGAUGCUGCUUCAAGGCAUCUAUUCGCUGGUAG